GUUUCUUCGUGCUUUGGAACUACUACAAACACCCAGAGGAACAGAUUGCUUCUCAUUUAUGGAAACCAGCUAAUCAAGAUUUUGAUUUGGUUGUUCCCCAGUUUGUCUGAGCCGGAGCCGUCAGGAUGAGUUGGGGUGCCCUGUAUGCCCAGCUGGGUGGAGUCAACAAGCACUCCACUAGCCUGGGGAAGAUCUGGCUGUCUGUCCUCUUCAUCUUCCGGAUCACAAUCCUGGUCUUGGCUGCUGAGAGUGUCUGGGGCGACGAACAGUCUGACUUCACCUGCAACACCCAACAGCCCGGCUGCAAGAAUGUCUGCUACGACCACUUCUUCCCGGUGUCCCACAUCCGCCUUUGGUGCCUGCAGCUCAUCUUCGUGUCCACACCCGCCCUGCUGGUCGCCAUGCACGUGGCCUACAGGAAGCGAGGCGACAAGAGGACCAUCAUGGCCACGCACGACAAGAUGUGCGAGCACGACCUGGAGAACCUGAAGAAGCGGCGUCUCCCCAUCACCGGGCCACUGUGGUGGACCUACACCUGCAGCCUGUUCUUCCGGCUUAUCUUCGAGGGUGGCUUCAUGUACGCGCUCUACUUCGUCUACGACGGCUUCCAGAUGCCCCGGCUGGUCAAGUGCGAGCAGUGGCCGUGCCCCAACAAGGUGGACUGCUUCAUCUCGCGGCCCACGGAGAAGACCAUCUUCACCAUCUUCAUGGUGGCGUCCUCGACCAUCUGCAUGGUGCUGAACGUGGCGGAACUGUUCUACCUCAUCGGCAAGGCCCUGAUGAGGUGCUCCAACAGGAUGUCCAAGAAAGGGCGCUCCUACAGUCACCCGGACCCCGUGAACCCGGACAAGGCCCUACUGCAGAACAAAAAGAAUGAGAUGCUGCUUUCGGCCUGCACGGACGCCUCAAGCAACAAGACAGUGUGAACACGCCCCGUAGAGACUGAGGACCAGACGGAACCCUAUCAGUGUUGUUAACUGUGACACCAUGUUUGCAUUUCAGAGAGCAAAAGCCUGUGGUUCUGCCUGCUGUUGAAGUGUAUCUGCGCCUUCCACAACUUUCCAAACUGUUCCCUAACUAACAUAGUGCGUUAUUUAGGGCACCGGGAAUGGUAGUGUUAGAAUGUAUACCGGCAUUAGGCUGUUGGAUAUACAUUACAUUUACAUUUAGUCAUUUAGCAGACGCUCUUAUCCAGAGCGACUCACAGUAAGUACAGGGACAU
Molecule: messenger RNA, 1222 nt
Organism: Hypomesus transpacificus
Lineage: Eukaryota; Metazoa; Chordata; Actinopteri; Osmeriformes; Osmeridae
Gene: gjb8
Product: gap junction protein beta 8
Exons: 2
Coding region: 126-926 (266 amino acids)
Biological process (GO): cell communication
Cellular component (GO): connexin complex
Source: RefSeq, a predicted model, not a curated record